AUAAGUUGGACAGCUUAAAGAAUAGAAAAGAAAUUUGAGAAGCUUAAAGAUUUGUUAUUGUAUUUUCGCCAAAGCUUAAUUUCACGUACUUGCCAGCUUCCAUAUGUUUGAAGUUAUGGUCAAAUGGUCAAGUAACAUCUUCUUAAUUUGGUUGGUGUGUGAUUUCAAAUCUUACAUACGCUAUUAGGACGUUAUUAUUUCUAUCUUCCAAAUUUAGCAUCUUUGAUUUCUUAUUGUUUUGUUCUUAGUCUCUGCCAAAGAAAAGAAGGAAGUUUACGGAAGAAGAAGUAUUAAUUAGUUUCUUAAUUUGGUUUAUCAUCUUUUGGGGUCUUUGCUUCAUGUCUCAACCGUUUUGUUUUUCUUUGGUAAGAUUUUGUGGUUAAACACUUGAACUGCUUUUGGAUGUCUAUUCAUAAGAAGGAUAUAUGAUACUUUCACAUUAUGAACCACUUAAAAUGAGUCACGCGAUUUAAAUUAGAUUUCCACAAGUUAACAAAAGAAAAUCACAUCAUUUGCAUUGUGUUUGUUUGUGUAUACAACUCCACGUUCAUCAUCUAGAUCACUUAUUAACCCAAAAGAUAAUAACAUCGAGUCUUCUUUUCAACUCUCUCCUCAAGGCAUAGCAGAAGAAAAUGAAGAUAUCAUCAGUAGGAUGGAUCUUUGUCCUUACCUUAAUCUAUGUUACCAUUGUUUCGAGUGCACCCGAACCAGCACCUGCACCUAAACCGGCACCUAAACCUAAGCCAGCACCAGCACCAGCACCAACACCAGCACCAGCACCAACACCAGGACCUAAACCUGAACCUGCACCAAAUCCAGCACCUGCACCUAAACCGGCACCUGCACCUAAACCUGCACCAGAACCAGCACCUAAACCUAAACCGGCACCUACACCUAAACCUGCACCAGCACGAGCACCAGGUGGAGAAGUUGAGGACGAAACAGAAUUUAGCUACGAGAAGAAAGGAAAGAAGGGGCCAGCUAAAUGGGGAACAAUAAAGGAAGAGUGGAAAAUGUGUGGAACAGGCAAAAUGCAAUCUCCGAUUGAUCUUAGGGACAAAAAUGUCGUAGUUACUAAUAAACUUGGAUCUCUUCGUAGCCAGUAUCUACCUUCUAAUACCACCAUCAAGAACAGAGGUCAUGGCAUCAUGUUAAAAUUUAAAGGAGGAAACAAAGGUAUAGGUAUCACUGUCAACGGUACUAAAUAUCAACUUCAACAACUUCAUUGGCACUCUCCUUCCGAACAUACAAUUAAUGGCAAAAGGUAUGCGCUUGAGAAACACUUGGUUCACGAGAGCGAAGAUGAACGCUACGCUGUUGUCGCUUUCUUAUACAAACUGGGAGCAUCUGACCCUUUUCUCCUUUCGUUGGACAAACAAUUGAAGAAGAUAACUGAUGCCCAUGAGUCCGAGGAACAUGUCGGAAUCAUUGAUCCCAAAAAACUAAGUUUUGAAUCAAAACUUUAUUAUAGAUAUAUCGGAUCACUUACAGCUCCUCCCUGUUCUGACAAUGUUAUUUGGUCCGUUGCCAAAGAGAUUCGCACUGUGACAAGUAAACAAGUGAAACUUCUCCGUGUGGCUGUACACGAUGCUUCAAAUUCAAAUGCGAGGCCGCUUCAACCAAUCAAUAAGCGUGUGGUGCACUUAUACAUACCAAAAGCUAAGUUAAUGAAGAAAAACAGUAAUAUAACUUAUUACUAAUCUUUAAUUCUUUAUAUUAUGUACACCAAAAUGAUGUUUUAGGAAGAAACUGAUGACUUCGUUUUUUAUAUUUAAAUAUAGUCAUCACCCACUCGUGUUAUAAAAUGGUUUUUUUUAUGUUAAAGAGGAGUUGACGUUUCGGGGGGGUCAGAAUUUUACUGAAAAGAUCAGACUAACCUCUGAUCUAAGCUUUAUAGUAUCCCUCUCCGUGAAUUUUCCGUAGUCCAUCCAUCAGAUAACAGAGCAAAUAAGUCUCCUUGUAAAUUGAUAUGACUGAGAAUUGAGAAAUCAAUGUUAGCCAAUGAUAGAGAAUGCAAUAACCACCUCCAUCUUGGGGAAUCAACCCUUGUAUACAGACUGAGCAAGGCAUUGUAUACCGUUUACAGAGUUCCUACAAUAUUGACAGUAGUACUUAGUAGUAAAAACGUCGGCCAUAUGGGGUUCAAGCAUACAUUGUAAUUAAAAUGGGUGAUAUACAAACAAGGAAAUUACAAUGGCAGAGAGUACACUGGAACUUGUUUUUGUGGGCAUGGUCUAUAGAAGGAAUGAUCCUAAAACUUCUCUGUUUUAGUUUAGCUUACAAGAUAUCAUCAAUCAACUUAUGGUCUUUGCUCCCUCUAAUUAUAAGAAUGAUAUCUUUUUAUGCACGUACUGGAUUAAUCAAUAAGAUAAGUUUAGUUUACAUAUGAUGAAUAUUUACUCUCUUUUAAUUGUAUUAAAAAUAAAUAAAAAAUCAGAGAAAGAAAAUUAUGGAAAUUAAUAAUAUAUAUAUUUUUUUACUAAUUGCGAAAGUCGCACAGCUCCAAUUAAUUAGGGUUUCUAUUCAAAAGACGUAAUUGGUGUC
Molecule: messenger RNA, 2544 nt
Organism: Camelina sativa (false flax)
Lineage: Eukaryota; Viridiplantae; Streptophyta; Magnoliopsida; Brassicales; Brassicaceae
Product: alpha carbonic anhydrase 5-like
Biological process (GO): one-carbon metabolic process
Molecular function (GO): carbonate dehydratase activity; zinc ion binding
Source: RefSeq, a predicted model, not a curated record